Messenger RNA from Zophobas morio, 3792 nucleotides. RefSeq lists its product as uncharacterized. Gene Ontology annotation, molecular function: DNA binding. The transcript has 4 exons. Lineage: Eukaryota; Metazoa; Arthropoda; Insecta; Coleoptera; Tenebrionidae. Bases 1 to 3792 code for a protein of 1263 amino acids. The record is from RefSeq and is a predicted model, not a curated record. Gene Ontology annotation, biological process: DNA recombination; DNA integration.
AUGGGGCACAGAAGCCGAAAACGCUCCCGUUCCACAUCGCCGCGCAGACGGGCGUCGUCCAGUGCAUCCUCUUUAAGUGAUGACGCCGCCACAUGCAAAAGACUGGCCAAACGUCUGCGCCGCCUGGAGCGCAAGGUAAAACGACAGAGGCAGGCUACGCCACGCCGUUCUGUCGCUCGGUGUUUACAAGACCGAGUAUCUCGCCAUGGCGCGAGUAAUAAUCAUCCAUAUCGCCGAUCUCCCGACAGCGAUCGCUCCCGCCCGGUUUCUUCUGCCGACGAGAACGGGGAUGAUCGUGGCACAGUACGAUGUCCGACUCCCACGUCUCCGUCGACGCAGUUAAGUAAAUCCGUGGAACCGCAACCGGCCGACGCCGAUGUCGUACUCGUAUGCAAUGACAACGAGCUCGAACAGGAAAUUCUGGACGUGUUAGGCGCCGACCCGUCCGCCGCUACGACGGACAAAUGUCAACUGCAUACGGCGCUUGCGUCCCGCUGGACGCAUGUGCUUACGAACGGCUUGGAGGCGACAACAAGAAACGACCUGCUCGCCAAAUACAAAAUUCCUAUUAAUUGCGCGCGACUUGAGGCGCCUGCUUUGAACCCCGAAAUAAAACCUGCUUUGUCCGAACUGUCACUCAAAAAAGACAAGUAUCAGACCCUCGCCCAAACACAACUGGGCGUAGGUUUAGUGCCGUUAGCACAGGCCAUAAAUGCGCUUCUCGCAUCAAACGAACCGCCACACUUCGAUAACAUUCUUUCGUUGCUAGCGGACACCGGAAGACUGCUCACGGACCUCUUUUUUACCAUGUCCAAGCAUCGCCGCUAUAAUAUAAGCCAGAAUUUAAAUAAAUCGCUCAAGGACGUCCUGCAGGAGGACACGCCCGGCGAAUUUCUAUUUGGACAGGCGCUCGCCGACCGCAUAAAAACCGCCAAGUCCCUCCAAAAAUCUAGCCUGGACUUAAAGGCGGCAAAAGCUCCAAGCACCCUCUGGGUCGGGAAACCGGCGAAGUCCAAUCCGAACAUCGAGACGCCGGAGCGGACUGUUGACGUCGCAAGCGACAUUCAAAGCGUCUCGCUCAGGAAAAUCCCGCGGCCAGAGCUACAGAACACGCCGGAUGUAACUACAGAGGUAGGUUGCGCAGGCCGAUUAGGCAAGUUUGCUGAACAGUGGCAGAUUGUCAGCAAAAAUGACUCCAUCCUUCAAUGGAUUCGGGGUUACAAAAUCCCUUUUGUGACACAACCACAGGCCUCCCGUAGCAUUAAACCAGGCACGAGGUCACAUGAUAAGGAAGACAUCCUCCCAGUUAUCGCGGAGCUGCAAAAACAGGGAGCAAUCGAACCUUGUGAGCCUAUGAGAGGUCAAUGGUUGUCACCGUUUUUUCUUGUUAAAAAACCUAACGGCAAGAACAGAUUUAUUUUGAACUUAAAAGGUCUUAAUCAAUUUCUUGCGCCUCCCCAUUUCAAAAUGGAAGAUAUCAGGUCUGUAACAAAACUUGUACAGAAAAAUUGGUUUAUGAGUUCCAUUGAUUUGAAGGAUGCAUAUUUUUUAGUUCCGAUAGAUCCAAAUCACAGAAAAUACCUACGGUUCCAAUAUAAGAAUCAAUUCUUUGAAUUUACUUGUCUGCCCUUUGGGCUUUCAGUCGCCCCUUAUGUGUUUACAAAAAUUAUGAGACCAGUAGUUAAGUAUUUAAGGUCUGCGGGCAUACUUUGCUUGAAUUAUUUAGAUGACAUCCUCAUUUUAAGUGAAAAUUACGAGGCAGGUCAAAGACAUAUACACGUUGCAACAACACUGCUAGAAUCUUUGGGUUUCCUUAUCAAUUAUAAUAAAAGUUCUCUGAUCCCUAGUACAAGGUGUACCUUUUUAGGUUUUAUUAUUGACUCACAUAGCAUGAGUUUAGAACUUCCCAACGAAAAACAGCGUCGAAUUUUAAAACUCGUAAACGAAAUCAAGCUAUCGAAGAAACUUCAGAUAAGAAAAUUGGCACACACUCUUGGCGUGUUAGGUUCUUCAUGUCCAGCCAUAAAAUAUGGAUGGCUGUAUACCAAACGUUUGGAACGCGAUAAAUAUCUAGCAUUACGCAGAACAAACGGUAACUACAACGCCUAUAUGCAUCUUUCGAAACGUUCAUUCGAAGAUCUCGAUUGGUGGUUGCUCCACACCACCAGGUGCAAUAAUGAAAUCCGACAGGAUCAUUUUGAGUUAGAAAUUUUUACGGAUAGCUCCUUAACCGGGUGGGGGGCAUAUUGUCAGGGGGAAGUCACUAACGGUUGGUGGCCACUGAAUGUACAAACUAAACAUAUUAAUUUUUUGGAACUACUGGCGAUCCAGUAUGGUCUGCAAUGUUUUGCUAAUAGCUAUAAAUCAGCUAGCAUUCUCAUUAGGUCGGAUAAUACAACAGCAAUCUCGUACAUUAACCGAAUGGGUAGUGUUAAGUUUGCGGACUUAUACCAAGAAUCACGUAAACUUCCGCCGUUAGAAACAGAAUGGUCACUGUCAGGUGCCGCAUUUCACACAAUAAUUACCACAAUUUCUGUCCCGGAAAUAGACUUGUUUGCCUCCUAUGCAAAUUUUAAAUGUGAAAAAUACGUUUCCUGGAAACGAGAUCCAGGCGCAGUCAUGAUAGACGCAUUUACAAUUUCCUGGAAAAACUUAAACUUCUAUGCGUUUCCUCCAUUUUCGCUGAUUCUGAGGGUUUUAAAUAAAAUCAUUAACGAAAAAGCGACAGGUAUUGUGGUUGUGCCGCACUGGCCCACGCAGCACACCAGACUUAAUAACUUCUCCUUACAGUUCGGCGGCUCACCCACUCAAAAUUACCCUGGUAGCCGCGCGGUUGUCAGGCACGCUCUUUCAUUAAAAAAUAUACCAGAGGCAGUCAUACCAAUCAUGUUAAACUCUAUAACGGACACCACUCUAAAGCAGUAUGACACGACUUACCAUCAGUGGUGGGACUUUUGUAACCAGCACGCAAUAUCCCCUUACACUGCGGAUAAGACUCAGGUACUGACUUUUUUGCAACAUAUUUACAGUACCAAAGCAGUGGCAUAUGGCACCUUCAAUUCACAUCGGUCAGCAUUAGCCUUAAUUUUACCAGGAGACAUGGGCAAUGACCCUCACAUAAAAAGAUUUUUAAAGGGUAUAGCACGACUUCGACCUCCACGCCCCAAGUACGAUUUCACCUGGGAUCCAGGGUUGGUGAUACAAUAUUUCCAAAGAUACUCACCAAAUGACUCACUAAGCUUGACCAAUCUUACGUAUAAACUCAUUUGUUUGUUAGCCUUAAUAACAGGACACCGCAUUCAGACUCUCUCAUUAAUUCGACUGUCUAACAUUCACAUUAAUCCCGACAAGAUUCAGAUUCGAAUUACUGAUGAACUAAAAACCUCAACGCGGACAAACACACAACCGUGCUUACAGAUUCCUUUCUUUGAAGAGAAUCCCUCAAUUUGCGUAGCCUCUGUACUAACGACUUAUCUCCAACGUACCGCAGAUCUUCGCAGUAAGGAAGACCGAUUGUUCGUCACAAUUAGGCCCCCUCAUAGGGCAGCUAACAAACAAACCCUCAGCCAGUGGAUAAAGAGGUCACUCAGGGCUGCAGGAAUUGACACUUCAAUUUUCAGUGCACAUUCGACGCGACACGCGUCAACAUCGGCAGCCUAUCGUAGCGGCCUAUCUUGGGAUGUUAUUCGAAAAACAGCGGGAUGGUCUUCGGGAUCAUCAGUUUUUGCUCGGUUUUAUAACCGUCCUCUCGCACAAUCAACAGCCUUCGCUUGUGCGAUGCUAAAAGACUGA